AACCAUGGCCCCCUGGACGCCGGGAAGCCGGUCCUUCUGUCUGCUGUGCUGCUGCUGCUGCUGUGCCCUGGCCACGCUGCUCGCCCACGCCGGCCUGGCCGUCGGAGCCGAGGAGGGGGCCUCGUCGGCGUGGUCCCCCCGGCCCGUGCUGCCCGUGAGCUACCGCCUGUCCCGCACGCGGCUGGCCUUCUUCCUGCGCGAGAGCCGGCCGGGCCCGGCGGCCAACGGCAGCGGCCACGGAGGUGGCCACGGCGGCGGCGACGGGCCCCUGCAGCGCGCCGAGCCCUUCGUCGUCUUCCAGACCAAGGAGCUGCCCGUCCUCAACGCCUCCCUGGGCCCGCUGACCACCAGCCGCGUGCUGCCCCGCGAGCUGCUGCAGCCGCCCAGCCCGCUCGACGUGCCCGGGCAGCUGACCGUCAACUGGAAGGUCCGCGCCUUCAUCGUGCGCCUCCGCGUGCCCGCCACCCAGCCCGUGGCCCAGGUGCUGUUCUACGUGGCCGGCCGGGACUGGGACGACUUCCGGGGGACGGAGCGCCUGCCCUGCGUGCGCCUGCACGCCUUCCGCCAGGCGCGCGACGUGCACGCCGCCUGCCGGCUGGGCGGGGGGCUGGCCUCCUGCCUGGCGCAGGCGCCCCUGCCCGCCGCCUGGUUCGGCCCCGCGCGGCGCCGGCGCCGGCCCCCGGGGGCGGGGCCGGGCGCGCCGGAAGGGGCGGGGCCGGGCGCGCAGGCGGAGCUCUACUACAGCCUGCACGCGCCCGGCCGGGAGGGGGCGGGCGAGGGCGAGGGCGAGUGCGCCGGCGCGGCGCCCGGCGCCCCCCUGCGGCGGGUGGGCAGCGUGCGCCUGGUGCCGCCGCCGGCCGCGCCUGCGCAGGAGGAGCAGCGCCUCGACGCCAACGUGUUCAUCCGGCGGCCCGGCGGGGCCCUCCGGCCCGGCGACGUCCUCACCGUCCUCCUCUGCCUCCACCCCAACGCCUCCGUCCACGCCUUCACCCUCAGGGUGAAGGCCAAGAAGGGGGUGACCCUCCUGCUCACCAAGUCCAGGAGCCCGCAGUGGCUGGUCAACUCUGAGCUCCUCCCCGGCGGGAAGCACUCCACCGCCACCGUCGACGUCUCCAGGGUCGGCGACCCCACCGUCGGGGCGGGCCCGGCGGCCCACGAGGUCCUGCAGCUGGACUUCGAGAUGGAGAACUUCACCAGCCAGUCGGUGAAGCGGCGCAUCCUGUGGCACGUGGAGUACCGGGCCCGCGGCCCGCCGCCCCCCGACCCCGACAAGGUGGUGACCGAGCUGACCGUCGUCCAGAGGGACAUCCACGCCAUCCUGCCCCUCGCCAUGGACACGGAGAUCAUCAACACGGCCAUCCUGACCGGGAGGACGGUGGCCAUCCCAGUCAAGGUCAUCGCCGUCGAGGCGACCGGCGCCGUGGUGGACGUCUCGGCCCUGGUGGAGUGCCAGUCGGACAACGAGGACAUCAUCAAGGUGUCCAGCAGCUGCGACUACGUCUUCGUCAGCGGGAAGGAGUCCCGCGGCUCCAUGAACGCGCGGGUCACCUUCCGCUACGACACGUGGACCGCCCCGCUGGAGAUGACCGUGUGGGUGCCCAAGCUGCCCCUUCUCAUCCAGCUCUCGGACGCCCACCUCAGCCAAGUGAGAGGCUGGCGGGUGCCCGUCCUGCCCGACAGGAGAUCGGUGCGGGAGAGCGAGGACGCGGCGGCGGAGGAGGAUGAGGAAGAGGAAGGCGGUGGCGCGGAGCGUCGUCCGAACCGUGGCUGCACCCUGCAGUACCAGCACACCACGCUUCAAGUCUUCACCCAGUUUCACACCACGUCCCCCGACGGGCCCGAGGGAGCCGAGGGUCCCGGGGCGCCCGCGGGCCCGGCCGUCACCAUGCUGGGCCCAGACUGGCUGGUGGAGGUCACCGACCUGGUGGGCGACUUCAUGAAGGUGGACGACCCCCGGGUGGCGCAGAUGGUGGACGGCAGCACGCUGGCCGGACGGGAGCCGGGGGUCACCCUCUUCAAGGUGGUGUCCCCGCUGAUGGAGGCGGUGCUGGGCCAGACGCCCGUGACCGUGUCGGACGAGAAGGUGAGCGUCACCGAGCUGAAGGCGCAGGUGGUGUCCAGCCUGUCCCUCUCGCUCCAGCCCAGCCCCCGCGGCAGCCACACCAUCCUGGCCAGGACGGACGCCCAGCAGACCCUCAGCUUCGUCAAGCAGGAGGCCCUCCUGAGCCUGUGGCUGUCGUUCAGCGACGGCAGCACGGCCCCGCUGUCCCUGUACAGCCCCAAGGACUACGCUCUGCUGGUCAGCAGCCUGGACGAGAGGGUGGCCACGGUGGCCCAGGCCCGGGCCUUCCCGCUGGUGGUGGCCCAGGCUGAGGGCGCGGGGGACCUGCUGCGGGCCGAGCUGACCAUCGGCGAGAGCUGCCAGAAGACGCGGCGCAAGAGCGUGCUGGCCACCGCCCGGGCGGCCGUCCGCGUCCGCUUCGGGCCGGACGAGGACGAGGCCGAGGAGGAGAGCCCGGGCCCCGGGGCCGAGGCCUCCACGGUCCGGCCGGCGCCCGCCACCAUGGCCCCGGCCCCGGAGGACGCGCCCACGGUGGCCCCGGGCUCGGCCCCCGCGGGCCGAGGCCUGACGGACCUGGAGAUCGGCAUGUACGCCUUGCUGGGCGUCUUCUGCCUGGCCAUCUUGGUCUUCCUCAUCAACUGCAUCGUCUUCGUGCUCAAGUACCGCCACAAACGCGUCCCCGUCGAGGGCCAGACCGGCACGGACCACUCCCACCACUGGGUCUUCCUGGGCAACGGGCAGCCCCUGCGGGCCCGGGGCGACCUCUCCCCGCAGCCCGGCGGGCCCGGGGACCCGCUGGAGGCCUCGCCCGCCCGCCGCCACCCCGACGGCGCCGGUGGCGGCGGCUCCUCGCCCGCCAGUGUCCAGAGCCAGGCCCACGGGCGGGGGGACGGCUCCUCGGGGGGCUCGGCCCGGGAGCAGGCCGAAGACCCCGUCCACUCGCCCACGUCCAAGCGCAAGCGGGUCAAGUUCACCACCUUCGCCACCCUGCCCUCGGAGGAGCCCGCCUACAACUCGGUGCCCGUCGGGGACGAGGAGGACCCGGAGUGGGGGCCGCCGGGGGUCCCGCGGGAGGAUGGGCACGGCUACGGGAGCCGCGUCCGAGACGUCGCUUAGACCCCCCCGCCGCUCGCUCCCUCGCUUGCCGCUUCGCCCGCCCCCCGACGGGACCCCCGCGGCCGGCAGGGCCGGGGAAGGAGGAGAGAGCGGCCCGCCGUCCCGUCCCCGUCUGAGAAGCCACGGGCGGGCUGGGGAGGCCGGGACCCCGGCACGUGCCCGCUGGCCCCGCCGCACGAUGACUUUUCUCGGACCUCCGUUCGGGGUUGCCGGCGUGGGGAGACUGGCCGAUGGCAUCCAUGCGCCGUGACCCCUGGCACCCCGGCGGUCAGCCCCCCGGCCCUCGUCCCUCCCCUUCGCCCGCUGCUCCCGUUGCCACCAUCGGGCCCGGAUGCCACGCGGAGAGCGGGAUUAGGGGGCGGAACGGGCCGGCUCCCCUCGGCGGGGGUACGGUGUGAAGUUGCCGGUGGGGAAGGGUCCCCUCUCCCCCUCUCGGAGGCUCCGUCGGAGAGCCGACGGCCACGCACGGAUCCGCUCGCUCGGGGCGGAGGAGAGGGGCGAGGAAGGCCCGACUCCCGCGCUGGGCACCCGGUCCCGUCCCCCCCUGUCCGUGCCGGCCUCCCGCUCAGCCCAGAGCUUCCCCCGCGCCCCCGGCCUCGUGCCCGCUUCCUCUCCGGCCCGACGCCGGCGGCUCCGCCGAGGCCCGGGGCCCCCCGCGGCCCCCUCCCCGGUGCAGGCCUCUCGGCGGGCACGGGGGACCCAGAAAGAGUCCGAUCAGAGGGGGCCGCGGACGGUGGAACCGGGGGGACCCCGGGGAGAGGCCCGGGCCGGGACUGUCUCCGCCGCUGUGUCCGCUUCUUCUGAAAUAAAGGAAGGGGAGAGGCCAA
This is a messenger RNA of Tachyglossus aculeatus (Australian echidna), 4005 nucleotides long. RefSeq names its product transmembrane protein 132E (gene TMEM132E). The transcript is spliced from 10 exons. The record is from RefSeq and is a predicted model, not a curated record. Bases 5 to 3178 code for a protein of 1057 amino acids. NCBI's taxonomy places the organism in Eukaryota, Metazoa, Chordata, Mammalia, Monotremata, Tachyglossidae.